AUGUCCGAGCAACAGUUCAAGCCUGACGCAUCUGCCGCUUCCGCGAAAAAAGGGGAAGUCAUGCGAUCGACGCUGUGGCCCAAAAAGGAAGAUGACAACGGGGAUGUUGUAUCAAAAAUCGUCUCCGCCGACAAUGUGGAGUUUUAUGUCCCCGAUCUUAUCCUUAAGACGCACAGUGAGGUCCUUCACACGAUGAUCAAUGACUUUGGGGCACCUGCUGCAGAGAAUCAGGAAGGCUGCCAUCUUCUUGAGUUUUCUGACCCCAAGAUUGAGAGCUCCAACAUCCUGCACAUCUUCUUGGCCGCUGGUGGUCCAGGAGAUACCCUGCUGUCCGUCAUGAGGUUCACUGAGAAGUGGGACUGUCAAAUGGCGGGCCAAAAUCUGACUAAAGGUCUGCUGGAGCUGGCCAGACAAGGUCGAGAUCAAAAUGUCAUCACUCCUAUCGACAUUUUCGUUGCUGCCGCCCAGCUAAACCUUCCCGAUAUUGCUGCCAAGGUCAUCGAGGUCUACACUAUAACCUACUACGUCUCAGAAGUGACUGUGACCUGGCCUGUUCUCUCAUCUAGAGCAGAAUUCAGCAUUGAAAACUUGGAACCGAAGGCUUGGGAAAUGAUACCUGGCAUUUAUAUGCGGGCACUCUAUCGAGCAUCGACUGCAUCGUACCCCUCGCUUCGAUAUUCUUCUUCGGUCAACCCUUCCUACUGUGCUACCACGAGUUCUCAAAAAGCUGCAAAGUUUUUGAAGGAAGUGUUAGCCCCUUCGUAG
Cryptococcus amylolentus CBS 6039 is the source of this 765-nucleotide messenger RNA. RefSeq lists its product as hypothetical. The transcript is spliced from 3 exons. The record is from RefSeq and is a predicted model, not a curated record. The coding region runs from base 1 to 765 and encodes 254 amino acids. NCBI's taxonomy places the organism in Eukaryota, Fungi, Basidiomycota, Tremellomycetes, Tremellales, Cryptococcaceae.